This is a messenger RNA of Adineta steineri, 456 nucleotides long. The record is from the annotation of a GenBank genome assembly. Lineage: Eukaryota; Metazoa; Rotifera; Eurotatoria; Adinetida; Adinetidae.
AUGUCGUCGUUUCCUUCUCACGUAUUGGGUAAACUUGCCGGUCAAACUCCACUCGUCGAACAAUCAACGAAUAAUAAAAAUUCUGUCGAUUCAUUUAAUGACGAAAAAACAUUGGCACAAGGCAUUGUAGGUCACGGUGCAUCAAUAGUGCAAUCAACAAAUCAAUCAUCAUCAACAAGUCAAACUUCAUCAGCUAGUUCAACAAAUCAAAAACCAAAAGGUAAUAUUUGUCCACGAUGUUCAAAACCUGUUUAUUUUGCUGAAGAAGUUAAAGCUAUUGGACAAUCAUUUCAUAAAUUAUGUUACAGAUGUGCUAAUUGUAAAAAAAGUAUUAAUGGUGCUAAUUUUUCAGAACAUGAUGGCAAUCUUUAUGAUAAUAAUUGUUAUCAACGUUUAUUCGGUCCAAAAGGUGUAGGUUUUGGUGUGGGUGCGGGUACUUUAUCAACAGACUACUGA